Messenger RNA from Xiphias gladius (swordfish), 1617 nucleotides. RefSeq names its product apelin receptor 2 (gene aplnr2). The transcript is spliced from 2 exons. The record is from RefSeq and is a predicted model, not a curated record. The coding region runs from base 10 to 1617 and encodes 535 amino acids. Gene Ontology annotation, molecular function: G protein-coupled receptor activity. Lineage: Eukaryota; Metazoa; Chordata; Actinopteri; Istiophoriformes; Xiphiidae. Gene Ontology annotation, biological process: immune response; G protein-coupled receptor signaling pathway. Gene Ontology annotation, cellular component: membrane.
ACACAGAAGAUGGACGGACAGAUGUCAGAUGCCGACUACCCCGUCUCCCCAUCUCCUUCUCCCCCUCCCCUCUUCCACUGCGACUACACCGACUGGUCUCCCUCCUUCUCCAUCAUCCCAUCCGUCUACCUGCUGGCCUUCCUGGUCGGUUGCCUCGGCAACAGCCUGGUGCUCUGGGUCUACCUGGAUCGAGCUGAGGGGAGGAGAACCAGGACCGGGGACAAAAACCAAACUGGAGUUGGAGAGUUUUGUUGCACCAGCAUGUUCAGGGCCGGUCAGCGGAACAUUAGCGGAGCCGGUAGAGUUCAGCGUGAGUCUUUUCCUCAGAGGAACAAGGAAAACUGUGGAUUUUCCUCAGGACAGAACUGCAGACCCUCCUUUCACUCUUCCACCUCCUCCUGCAACCCUCCCUCCGUCCCUCGUCCCUCUCGCUCACUCACAGAGUCUCUAAUAGCCAGCUUAGCGUUAGCUGACCUCUGCUUCCUUGUGACUCUCCCGCUGUGGGCCGUCUACACAGCCAUGGGCUACCACUGGCCUUUUGGGCAACCCCUCUGCCAAGUCAGCAGCUUCCUCACUGCCCUCAACAUGUAUGCCAGCGUGUUCAGCCUGAGCAUGCUCAGUGUGGAGCGGUACUGGGUUCUGACUGGACGCCGUCACUCCAGCCACCAUGCCGCGCGGCGCCGCCCCAGCAGGGCUUUGCGGAUACUCGGGGGCGUGUGGCUGCUGGCAGGGGUGCUGGCGCUUCCUGGUUUGCUGCUGCGCUCCGUCCGGGAGAUGGAGCUAGACUCUGGAUCUGAGGAUGAUUGGCAGCUAGAGCCUGCUGACUCUGGAUCAGUCUUCCUCUCCUGCCAGAUGGAUUACUCCAUGCUGAUAGGAGCAGAGCUGGGGGAGGCAGAAAAAGAGAGGGCAGAGAUGUGGUGGGCUGCCGCCCUGAGUCUUAAAUCCACUCUAGUUGGCUUCCUGCUCCCUCUUGUCAUCUUACUGGUCUGCUACUGCUCACUGGCCCAGCUCCUCAGCAGACAUUUUGGACAGGGCCCUCGUCCUGACCGCAGGCGCCAGCGCAGACUCCUCAGGGUCAUUGUCACUUUAGUGAUGGCGUUCUUCCUGUGCUGGCUGCCGCUGCACGUUAACAAGACUGUGUCCAUGCUGCUGGAGUUUGGCUUUGUCCCGUACUCCUGCUCUUUAGAUCAGGUUCUACUGGCUGCUCACCCCUACGUCACCUGCUUAGCUUACCUCAACUCCUGCCUUAACCCUCUCCUCUACGCUGCCUGCGAUCCGUCGUUUAGGAAGAGAUGCCGAGGCGCUCUUCUCACGUUGUGCUGGACGAGCAGAAGAGGUGCAGAGGGAGGGGAGGGAAAGAGGGAUGAAGGAGAGGAAGAGAAGGAGGAGAGGAGCUCAGCUUCGCCCACAGGAACGCAGGAGGAAACAGCAGACAGGACAGAGGAGGAGAUGGUGGGGGAGAAUAUAAGGACGCCCCCUACGGUGGAAGUCGGCGGGUCCUCGUCGAGUCUCCUUGAACCGCCUCCGUGCACGGCUUCGCAUCAGGGACAGGUCUGCCACCGGGAGAAAAACUACCGCACCGCGGGAACGUCGACGCCCGCUUUGGGCUGGUUUUGA